AUGAAUUCAAAAUUGGAUCGUUACUCUCUUAUGAUAGUUUCCAAGUAUUUUAAAACGAUGAACGACUUCAUUAACAUGGUGCAUGUAUGUAAAAAGUACGGUGAAAUUCCCUCCAUGUUUCAUUACAAUCCAAUACCUUUAAAAAACAAAAAGAAGUUUUUUCCCAACAUAGAGACUCUAUAUUUAUACAACAAGUCCGAUAAGAAAAUUCCAGGAUAUUUUAAGUACUUCUACGACUACAAAGUUUCUUAUCAACAAUUUUUGUCGUUUCAAACUGAAGACACUGUCUUCAAUAAAGUUAUAUUUGAUGGUAGAGAUUGGGAGAGAUAUCAUUCUUUCAAAGGUGCCACUCAAUUUUCGUGUCGGUGUUUUAACUCGAGAACGGCGUACUUGCCGCGCUCCCUCGACACGACUGGCGUCACCAAAUUUGAAGAGCUGUGUUUUAUUGGCAAUGCAAAGCUCGAAGAAAUCAUUUUAGACAGCCGGUUGACUCACCUCCCCCUCAUGUGUUUUCAGAUGUGCACCAAUUUGAAGGCAAUUGACCUCAGAAAUGUCAAACACGUUGCAAACAACUGUUUUGAGAGAUGUUUGAGUCUUACUGCAUUGACCUUUGGUGAAGAGUUAUUAUCAGUUGGGAGAUCCUCAUUUUACAAGUGCACAAACAUCAUUAAUGUGACGACUUUUGGUCUCACAAAAUUGGAUACAUUAAUCAAUUUAUCAUCAUCUAAAGCAUUUGCCGGUAUUAAACACGACAUUUUAGUUUCCGCAGAAGACGUCCAAAAAUACGGCAAAGAUAAAGCACGAGAAAUAUUGACACUUCCUAUUGAUGAAAUUGAUUAUGACGCAUUUUCAAAUACAACUGACAUUGAAGACUCUCAAAUUCCAAGAAGUGUCACUAAAAUAGGAAAUCGGGCAUUUUCAAAUUGUGGCAUUAAAAAUCUUGAUCUGACAAAUGUGACACAAAUUGGGUGUUAUGGCAAUUUAGAUAGUGUGACUGCAGUGACUUUAAAUAGAAAAAUGCAAUUCAAACACUUCCAAUACCUUCACAAUUUAUCAAAAAUAGAAUUCGGUAAUAGUUAUAGAAAUAAGACUUUUAAUUUGAAGGCAGCGUGUUAUAUGAAAAGUAUACUUGAUGCUAAUAACAUUAUAUAUGAACAGGGAUUUGUUUUUACUAAAGCAGAUGUGACUCAUUUUGGUGGAAAAGUGCCUUCGUAUUGUAGUCGAAUUGGAGGACAAGCGUUUCACAAAGCAGACAUUACGUCCAUUGAAAUACCAAAAGGUGUGACGAAAAUAUCGGAUCCAAUAAAACAGUGUGACUCCCUUGAAAUAAUUGAGACGGAAACUUUUUUAAAAUGUUUUGAUUUGUUUGUCGAAAAUUGCCAAAAGCUCAGAGAACUCGCGUGGAGAGGAAAAGGAAAAGUUUGUAUACAAAAUUGUCCAAAUUUGACUGCAGUGACAUUUACUGAAAUACCAAAGCAAUUUGUGUCGUCAAUCGAUUUUUCAUACUGCAAAAAGUUGAAGGAAAUGGUUAUAGAAAAAAUGCCACAAAACGGUGUGUUCAAGGAAAGAGUCUCUUCGUACGUCUUUGAUUUGUUGAAAGACAAAUCCAAGUUUGUGAAUGUCGUCUUUGAUAAUGUCGAUGAAAAUGAUGUGCCAGUCUAUAUGGUGCCUGAUGGUAUUAAUAUUAUACCUAAAGGCACUUUUCAGAAUAGAAAGAAUCUUCAAAGGGUUGUGAUGCCAACAUCACUCAAAAAAAUCGAAAGAGGCGCGUUUUGCGGGUGUGAAAAUUUGAUGGAGGUUGUUGGAAUGAAUAAAGAAGUGCACAUUGAGAAUCACGCAUUUGAGAAAUGCCCAUUUUUGAAGAGUAAGUUGCUUAAAUGA
This is a messenger RNA of Entamoeba invadens IP1, 1881 nucleotides long. RefSeq lists its product as hypothetical. The transcript has a single exon. Lineage: Eukaryota; Evosea; Mastigamoebida; Endamoebidae. The record is from RefSeq and is a predicted model, not a curated record. The coding region runs from base 1 to 1881 and encodes 626 amino acids.